AUGGACGCUGAGAAACAGUCGGCUUUCCACGCAGAGCAUGAGGCUGAGAACCAGCUCGCUCAUCUAGCAAACCAGGAAGACCAUGAAACCAGCAAGAUACAGGCCAUCAGAAAGAACCCUUGGGUUUUUGGCUGGUGUCUCUUUGCUGUGUGGACAGUCAUCCUAGUCAGCUUUGAGAACCAGGCGUCGGGAAAUAUCCUCGGAAUCCCGGAAUUUCGAAAAGAUUUUGGCUCUUUCUUUGAAGGCUCGUAUGUCUUGUCUGCGCAAUGGCAGUCAGCUUUUAGUGGUGCUCCAGUUGCAUCGCAGAUCGUUGGUGCUCUGAUCUGUGGCCAGUUAUCCGACCUGAUCGGCCGGAAGAAAACCGUCAUCAUCGCUCUAGCCCUGUCUUUUGCUGCAAUCAGCAUGGAAUUUGUUGCUACGACCAAUGCAUUAUUCUUCGGUGGCAAGUUUUUGAAUGGUUUUGCUGUCGGCACAUUACAAGCAGUGACAAGCACUUAUGUGGGAGAAAUUGUUCCUCUCGCGCUCCGCGGCUUGGUGACAUGUUUGAUCGCUCUCUCCUAUACGCUCGGUCCUUUUUGUGUCGCCUUGAUUGUCAACAGCACUGGAACUUAUACCAACCGCUGGGCCUAUAGAGCAGUAUUCUGCUCUCAGUAUGGAUUUGCUGCCAUCUCGGCUAUCUUCGUGUGGUUCAUGCCAGAAUCACCCUGGUGGCUAGUCAGCAAGGGGAAGGAAGACCAAGCACUCAACAGUCUACAUCGCCUCGGAUAUAGCGCUUCGUCGGGCGAAGAUGCCAAACGUCUUUCGAACAUCAAAGUCACCCUGGAAGAGAUCCGUCAUGAGACCGAAGGCGUAACCUACCUUGAGUGCUUCCGGGCCUCGAAUCUUCGACGAACCAUCAUUUCCAUCGCACCUCUUUCAGUACAACAAUUCACGGGCAUCGUCUUCGCUGCGUCCUACUCGACUUACUACGCAGAGCUUGCCGGAUAUAGUACCGACGCGGCCUUUAAGCUUCAGAUUGUGCAGCAAGUUCUCUCUAUGAUUGGAAAUGUGAUUUCGUGGUACUUGAUUGAUAAGGUCGGUCGUCGCACUUUGACUGUAUACGGCACUGCUGGACUUACUGUUAUCCUCUGGGUGAUGGGUGGUCUCGCCGUUGGCGGCUCCCCAGGAGAACUCAAGGGUACUGUAGCCAUGAUUCUCCUCUACUGCUUCUUCUACAAUGUCACAAUCGGCGCCACAGCAUACACCGUCUUGACAGAAGUUUCUACCGCUCGUCUACGCGUCAAGACAAUUGCCCUUGGUCUUGCACUUCAAUCUUGUUUUGGCCUCAUGUGGAGCUUUGUAUUACCUUAUCUUUUCAAUCCCGACAAGGCCAAUCUUGGUGGAAAGGUUGGUUUUAUCUUCGGUGGCUUGUCCUUCCCCUGUAUUGCCUUCUUAUGGUGGUUCCAGCCUGAAACAAAGGGGCGAUCAUAUGAGGAGUUGGAUGAAAUGUUCACCAAGCGAAUUCCCGCUCGUGAAUUUGCAAAGUACCAUCCUGAUGUUCAGCGGCGAGGUGAAGAGGUCAAGGCCGAGAUAUAUCAGUCUUGA
Talaromyces amestolkiae is the source of this 1584-nucleotide messenger RNA. RefSeq lists its product as uncharacterized. Gene Ontology annotation, biological process: transmembrane transport; carbohydrate transport. Gene Ontology annotation, molecular function: carbohydrate:proton symporter activity. Gene Ontology annotation, cellular component: membrane. The transcript has 4 exons. The record is from RefSeq and is a predicted model, not a curated record. Bases 1 to 1584 code for a protein of 527 amino acids. NCBI's taxonomy places the organism in Eukaryota, Fungi, Ascomycota, Eurotiomycetes, Eurotiales, Trichocomaceae.